Messenger RNA from Colletotrichum spaethianum, 237 nucleotides. RefSeq lists its product as uncharacterized. Lineage: Eukaryota; Fungi; Ascomycota; Sordariomycetes; Glomerellales; Glomerellaceae. Bases 1 to 237 code for a protein of 78 amino acids. The transcript has a single exon. The record is from RefSeq and is a predicted model, not a curated record.
AUGGCAUCCGAACAGACUCCCCGCACCGCGCAGCCCCAGGCCACCCCCGACACAUCAAACUAUACCACGAGCCCGCACGCCACCUCGGCACCGCCCCAGAUCGUUGAGCGCACAAACAGCUGGAAGCCUUCGUUCGAGCGCCGCCAGAGCUGGAACAAGGAGGACCAGAAGCGCGAGCUGCAGAUGAGCCACAUUGACGACGUCAAGACCGGGCCUGGCUUCACCGAGCGUGCCUAG